Molecule: messenger RNA, 5211 nt
Organism: Loxodonta africana (African savanna elephant)
Lineage: Eukaryota; Metazoa; Chordata; Mammalia; Proboscidea; Elephantidae
Gene: SPRYD7
Product: SPRY domain containing 7
Exons: 5
Coding region: 147-737 (196 amino acids)
Molecular function (GO): protein binding
Source: RefSeq, a predicted model, not a curated record
CCUCGGGUGUCGCUGUAUCGGCCUGUGCGCUCCAUACCGGCGUCUCCGGCGCUCCAGUGGGGGCGCAGGGCUGAGCGCAGGGGUGCGGGGCGGUCUCGCCGCGGUCUAGGGGCGGCGGAGGCGGCGGAGUCGGUGGUCCUGGGGCUAUGGCCGCCUCGGUGUUCUGCUGCCUGCGAUGCUGCAGAGACGGCGGUACCGGCCACAUCCCUCUGAAGGAGAUGCCGGCCGUGCAGCUGGACACGCAGCACAUGGGAACAGAUGUUGUCAUUGUAAAAAAUGGAAGAAGAAUAUGUGGAACAGGAGGUUGUUUAGCCAGUGCACCGCUACAUCAAAACAAAAGCUACUUUGAAUUCAAAAUCCAGUCUACAGGAAUCUGGGGUAUUGGAGUUGCAACCCAGAAAGUUAACUUGAAUCAGAUUCCUCUUGGCCGAGAUGUGCACAGUCUGGUGAUGAGGAAUGAUGGCGCCCUAUACCACAACAACGAGGAGAAAAACAGGCUGCCAGCAAACAGCCUUCCACAGGAGGGAGAUGUGGUGGGUAUUACGUAUGAUCAUGUAGAACUCAAUGUAUAUUUAAAUGGAAAAAACAUGCAUUGCCCAGCAUCAGGUAUACGAGGAACAGUGUAUCCAGUUGUUUAUGUUGAUGACAGUGCAAUUCUGGAUUGCCAGUUCAGUGAAUUUUAUCAUACUCCUCCACCUGGUUUUGAAAAAAUAUUAUUUGAACAGCAGAUCUUCUGAAUGUAUUUGUUUUUUGAAACUUGUAUUCUUCACUGUUUAAAGUGUUUACCGUUUAAUAAAGCUUUACCUGAGCUACAGAUGAAAAUAUAUUCUUAAAAAUAUGCUUGUUAAUGUCUACUGUACCAAUAUAUUCAGUAUACCACAAGGAAGUUGUGAUUUAAAAUACUUGUGUUUUGAGAUAGGAAAAUCAGCAUUUGGGGCAGUUUAUUUAAUUCUUAUUUAAAUAAAUUUAACAUUAUGGGUUUAAUUAACAGUAUUAAAUGGAAAUAGAGAGAGAAAGGUGUAAAAGGGAAUCUUAGAGAUGUAGAGUUGAGUGGGUUUUUUGUUUGUUUGCCUUUCUGAAGCUUAGACCUCACAACUGUGUUGAGUCUAUAGUCCAGUAAUCCUGUGUGUCUGUGUCCUGUUUUACAUACAAUAUAACAGAGUGAAAGAAAUUAUAUUGUUAGCAGCUUCAUUUUUUGGCAGUCUAUUUACUAUAAAAUGUACCACUUUUCUUAAAAUUCAAAUUGCGUAUUUUGUUUGUAUGAUGUCAUUGUUUUAAUUUGCUCUGUGAAAGAAAUAAUGUGUCUUAGAAACUGUCAGAGCACUUUGUUGAGGAUCAUCGCGCUCUAUAGGUGCCGAUUGGUGAGCAGUGUAAUGUACACUGGCAGACAGGACAGUAUGAUGGAGCUCGAAGCUUAAAUUUAAAUGACAUUAUUCUUUUAUGGACUAUUUUACUUAAAUGUGUGUUUUUCUGUAAUGAAUAAUAAAAUAGUAAUUAAUCAGUCUGUUAAACACAUGGCCAUCCUGUUUUCUUAGUUACACAGUAAAUCCACUUCACCUUUGGUUAUUUCAGAAACUCAGAGAGAAGUGAAUCCUCUCCAUGGCCCUGAACCUUCGCCCAGUUCUGUGUAAGAAUCACUGUCUUUGUUAACACUCUGCUAACCUGAGGUGAGCACUGUCCACAUCUUGAGGUAGUCUCUCAUUUCAAAUAAGCAUGCCACGGAGGCAUGAGUGUCACUCCUUUAUCAAUAAGGAGCAGUAUGGUGUGCUAGAAAAACAUGGGUGUUAGAGGGUGCUCUGAACUGUAGUUUUGCUGCCUAACCGCAUCGUCUUCUUAGGCAAGUUCCUCAGUCCCUGUCCCUGUGAGACCCAGAUUCCUUAUUUAAAAAGGGGUAACCAUAUUUAACUUGGUAGGAUUCUGUAACUAGUUAAUAAAUAAUGUAUGUAAAACACCUUAAUCACCAUUAGGAAAAAAAAAAACAUUGCCUUGGAGACUAUUCAAACUUAUAGUAAUCCUAUAGGACAGAGUACAACUGCCCCAUAGGAUUUCCAAGGAGCAACUGGCGGAUUCAAACUGCCAACCUUUUGGUUAGCAGCCAAGCUCUUACCCACUGGCCACCAGGGCUCCUUAAUCAUCAUAGGCACUUAAUAAAUGUAGCUUCCUUGUCGACUGUAAAGCAGUGGUUUUCAUAGUUGGUCCUCAGACCUGCAGCAUCAGGAUCACGUAAGGACUUACUAGAAAUGGAAGUUCUCAGGCCCCACAGAGACCUACUGAAUCAGAAAUUCCUGGGGUUAGGCCCCAGCAGCCUGUGUUUGUUUGCUUUUUCCCUGGUGGGUAUGAAGUGGUAUGUUAUAGUUAAAGUUUCCCUUUGCAUUUCUCUAAUGACUAAAAUGUUGAGUACCGUUUCAUGUACUUGUUAGCCAUUUAUAUAUCUUCUUUCAAAAAGUGUCUCUUCAAGUUUGUGCCCAUUUUAAUUGAAUUGUUUGUCUUUUAUUGAUUCAUAGGUAUUGUUUAUAUUCUGGAUAAAAGUUUUUGUCAUAUAUACAUAUAUUACUAAUGUUUUCUCAGUCUGUGGCUUGCCUUUUUUAUUUUUUCUGUUUGCUUAUUAUUCUUAUUAUGCUUUGGGUGAGAGCAGUAACCUGUCUUUUAACACGCCCUUCAGAUGAUUCUCAUGCACACUAAAGCCUGAGAACCACUGCUCAACAAGGACAGAAUUUUUUACCUAAUUAUAGCCCAGUAUAACUUUUCUAAGGAUGUAACACAGGCUAUUUUUAACCCAAAGGGUAGAGAAUCCAGCACAAUGUUUAUUUACUGUUUAUUUGGUAGGCAAAAAAAGUGGUAAUGUGCUUUGAAAACAGAGGUAUACUUGAGUAAUAUAUUUAUUUACAUAAAUCCCACAUUUUCCUCUGAAGAUGUAUGGAGUUGAACUAGCUGUGUAUUGCAGUAAAGCCUGCAAAAGCCAGAACUUGUGUAAGGCAGAACCCUGUCAGAGAAGAAAACUCAAGGAAAAACAAGGUAAUCCUAUCGAUCUGCAGCUCUCAACGGUUUCACUGUAUUUGUGCAUUUUAUCUGAUUUUAUGUCAUAGUAAUUUUAAUUCAUAAAGAACAUGCUUAGGAAAGUGAAUUAAAAUAACUUCUGUUUGCUGUCUUCAUAAUAUUAUCUACCUGUUUAUUAUUUUUUAAAGCCAGCCUUUUCUUAAAAUCCUCAUCGUCCAUUCCUCAAGACUGUCUUUUCUGCUUCUAAUAAUCAGAAUAGACCUAGUACUAAAAAUGAUACAUGAGUUAAGUCCAUGGCAACAAUUUGAUGAAGUCUAGAUUUUUUUAACCUGUAAGUAUUUAAUCCUCUUGUGAAAAUUACAGUGACUGGUCCUCCUCCUCAAAACCCAUUACCCCAGUCUAAUCAUGAGAAAAACAUCACACAAAUUCCACUACAAAAUUCCUAUAAAACAUUUGACUAGUACUCCUCAAAACUGCCAAUUCAGCAAAAGCAAGGAAAGUCUGAGGAACUUUCACAGCCAAAAGGAGGUUGAGGAGACAUGACAAGUAGACAUAAUUUUGGUGUCCUGGCUGCUGAAACAGAAAAAGACGUUAGGUAAAAUCUAAAGAAAUCUGAAUAAACUAUGGACUUGAGUUAAUCACGGGGUUCCUGGGUGCUGCAAAUGCCUAAGCGCUUGGCUAUGAACCAGAAGAUUGGCAGUUCAAGUCCAUCCCAGAGGUGCCUUGGAAGAAAGUCGUGGCGGCCUGCUUCUGAAAAAUCAGUCAUUGAAAACCCUGUAGAGCACAGUUCUAGUCUAAAACACAUGGGGUCGCCAUGAGUUGGAGUCAGCUUUGACAAUAAUUGGUUUGAUUUUGGUUUAGUUAACAUCAGUAUUGGUGCAUUAACUGCAACAAACGUACCAUGCUAAUGUAAGGUGCUAUCAUAGAGGAAACUAAGUGUGGUGGUAUAUGUGAACUCUGUGUACUGUGUUUCCAAUUUUUCUGUAAAUCUAAAAUUGUUCUAAAAAAUAGUCUAUUUUAAAAAUUACAUUGAAGUAGAAGAAAUUUAAAAAUAAAAUCUUCCAUCAGGCAAAUACAAUGAUAUCAGUACAAUAUAGACCCACAGCUUAAAUAUUUGAUAAUAGUGAAAUCCAGCUGUGGAUGGGCACAGAAUGUUCUUACAUGUUAUCACACAAAGACCUGCAUUUGCUCCCAGCUAAGACGACUGUCCACUGUCUAGAUUCUGUCUGGUGCAAAAAUCCGUUUGUCCACACUGCAUGCUCAGACUGAAAAUCAAUCAUUUAUUUACUGUGCUAUCAUUUCAGUGAUUUAAGAGAGAUACGCAAUGUUAAAUAUGUGAAACAAUGAAAAUUUUAUGAAUAAUCAAUUUACAAAUUAAAAACCAGCAAACGGGAAUUCAGCGCUUAACUGUCUUUGGCUCUUCAGUUAAGAUUAUUUGAAUAUGUUUUCAACCUGGAUUAUAAACAAUAUUGUAAGUUAGCUUAAGAAUGGUAUAAAAUAAAAUUAUGAUUUGAAUUAAGGGUUUUCUAAAUCAUUAGCAAAAACAAAUGCUCACAUGUCUUAUUAUAUAUUUACUUCUUUUUUAAAAUACAGUAUUUUUGGUGGCAGUAUAUACACCCAAACAUACAGCCGUUCAGUUUCUACAUGAACAGCUCAAUAACAUUGGUUACAUACUUCACAGUGUCACCGUUCUAUCGCUACCCAUAUUGUUUCAUCAUUGUUAAGUUUAGGCUCUCUGCCCCUUACAGUUCUCGUCCGUACUUUAGAUUACCUGUUGUCAGUUUACACUCAUGUAGGUAAUUCUUUAUAAGAGCACCAUGCUUGAGGUAAUCAUUCCUUAUUAAUUGGCCUACACUGUGAUUCAGUUUAAUGAUGACUUCAUGGGAUAGUUUCAGUUCAAGGUUUAAAGAUUAUUUCCAGGCAUUAGACUCAAGGGUUCCCCCAGUCUUGAUGGAUCCAGUAAGUCUUGUUUCCUAUAUGUUUACUUCUUAAUGCCCAUCUAGAUAUGGACCAGUAAAAACAUAACUGGAAAUGUGAGUGAAAUCUUGGACUUGAUAAAAUAAAUCAGUAACUUCUUUUGGGUAAUGCAAAGAUACUAGAUAAGAUUAUCUAGAGAAGGGACUCUGCAAUCAAAACUGUGAAAUUUUCUUCUACACGGAUAUAACCAAGUGUAGUACUUAUUAACAGGAUAUAAUCAACUACCACGUAACUUAG